AUGAAACCCAAGUAUCAAACCCAACGAGAACCACCAGUGUUCAAAGCGGCAGUUAUUUGCAAUGUUAAUCGACUCAAACGGAGGCUCGAGAACGAGCCUGAAAUUUUUGCAAGAUUCAAAACCCUAGAAGAAGAAGUGAAUCAACAACAAUUUGUGAGAGAACAAGUGGAAAUCAUGCUGUCUGAGUUCUAUGAUCUGCCACUUACCCGCAAGGGGUGGAUUGAAGAAUUUAACGUGUUUAUGGGAGGAGAAAGAAUCGCGGGGUCACAAUUGACAAAGAUAUUCAGUACUUUUAAAAAAAGGUGGCAUUCCUUUUUUGAAUCUCGACGAGAGGAAUGCUCUCAAUGCUUUCAUAUCCAAGGGACAAGAAGAGAGGAAAUGACAGUCAAACAAAUGUCAAGUGUUGUGAGGAAGAUUGGUGAUCUUGAUGUUAAAGUGGCAGAAACAAUGGAGAAAGGAAGGGCUGAACUAUACCCCAAAGAGGUGAAAAUGUACUUGAGAAAGAUGGAGAAAAUGGUUAGCGGCAAGCACGCUUAG
Messenger RNA from Entamoeba invadens IP1, 537 nucleotides. RefSeq lists its product as hypothetical. The record is from RefSeq and is a predicted model, not a curated record. NCBI's taxonomy places the organism in Eukaryota, Evosea, Mastigamoebida, Endamoebidae. The coding region runs from base 1 to 537 and encodes 178 amino acids. The transcript is spliced from 2 exons.